Heterobasidion irregulare TC 32-1 is the source of this 1932-nucleotide messenger RNA. RefSeq lists its product as uncharacterized. NCBI's taxonomy places the organism in Eukaryota, Fungi, Basidiomycota, Agaricomycetes, Russulales, Bondarzewiaceae. The transcript is spliced from 2 exons. The record is from RefSeq and is a predicted model, not a curated record. Bases 1 to 1932 code for a protein of 643 amino acids.
AUGCCCCCCGUCGCUGACGAUGCCCUCCCCCACACCGCAGAUUUCCACCUCUCCUCCGUCGAGUUCUUCACCCUCCGCAGCCCCGCCCUCUCCUUCCAGGGCUUCUCACAUCCCCGCGACGACCCCCGCCGCACCGCCCCCGCCGCCUCCCACGACGAGGCCCGCACACACAGCAACAUCGCCCCCGUCCCCCUCCGUCCCGACAAGCUGCCGCGCGGACGUGCCCCCCGGCGCCGCAAGCCCGACGCAGGCUCCGCCGAGCGCCGCCCCGCGAGCACCACCACCACCACCACCCCCACCCCCACCAGCAACCGCUCGCCCCAGCCCCGCCCCGACCCCCCGCCCUCCACCAUCGCCGCCAUCCGCAGCGAGCUCGACCUCGCCCGCGCCGACCUCGCCCGUGCCCACGCCGACGCCGCAAAGCUCGCAGACCGAUGCAAGGCCCUCGACCGCGCGCUCAAGGACGCGGCCGACGCCGCACGCGCCCGCGACAACGACCUCGACGGCCUCGCACGCGAGCGCGACCAGCUGCGCCAGGACCGCGACCAGCUGGCGCAGGACCGCGACCGCAUCGCGCAGGACCGCGAUCAGCUCCGCAAGGACUUGGAUCAGCUGCUCGCCGAGCGCCCGUCUCGCGCCCAGCCGCCCGAUCGCCCCGCCCCGCCGCUGAGGCCCGACUCGCGCCAGGGUGAUCGCCCCGCCGCGCGCAGGGACGCGCCCUUCGAUCUCGACGACAAGCGUCACGGACGCCCCCGCAGCCCGUUCCCCAGCCGUCGACACAAGUCCACCCCGCCGACUCAGAGACCGCUCUCCGGCACCAUAGACCCCUCCCCGCCGUCCUCCUCCUCCUCGACCACCCUCUCCUCGACCUCCUCCUCGACCUCAUACUCGCUCUCCUCCUCGACCAAACCAAACGACCCCUUCCUCACCAAGACAGACAGCUGGUCCGGCGCCGAAGUCCUCGUCGCCGUCCAGGACCUCAACUCCGAGAUCCUCCAGCUCGCGGCAGCCGCGACGGAGCUCGUCCCCGCGACCGAGAAGCGCACCAAUAAGCAGCAGCCGCAGCCGUCGCCCGCCGCCGCCGCCACGGCGCGCCUCGCGCACGCCGCCAAGGACACUGUCGCGCGCCUCGGGCAGCCGUUCGCGCGCCUGCUCGCGACGCGCGACCACGCGCAGGACUCCGUCCUCAUCCAGUGCGCGCUGCAGGCCUGCGCCGCCGCGCACGCCGCGCGCCUGCUCGCGAUGUUCUGCGUCGGGCUCCCCGCGCCGACCAACGCGCUCUUCUGCCAGCUGCACGCGCACAUGCACGCCACCGAGCCCCAGGCGACGUCGUCCCGCUGGCGCGCGCUCGCGUCGAGCCACCUCCGGCAGCUGUACCCGGCCCUCGAAGAAGACACCGUGGGCGACUUCAUCGAGACCGUCGCCCGGUCCUUCGCCGACGUCUUUCUGCUCUGCGGGUACGCGGGCGGCGAGAGCCCGAACCCAAACUUAAACGCGAGCCCAAGCCAGAGCCCGAGCGCGGGCGCGGGCAACCCGGCCUCCGCCGAAUCGCUCAAGCGCCAGUUCGCGGCGCAGAUGCGCCGCAUCGCGCUCGCGGCGUGCCGCCUCGCGCGCGUCACCGCGGAGGAGAUCAUGUCGACGCGCUUCGAGGUCGUCCUCGCCGAGCCCGCGCGCGCGUUCGACGCAGUGGCGAUGGCGAACGCGUUUGCGGGGCUCGGCUCGGAGGCGGGGGCGGGGGCGGGGGCGGGGCGCGGCCAGGUGCUGUGCACGACGGAGCUCGGGCUGCGGUGUGCGACGCGCAAGCACGCGCUCGCGCUCGUGGGCGUGAGCGUGAGCGAGGACGGGAUGGAGCGCACGAUGCUGUUGAAGCCGAAGGUGGUGUUGGACACCGUCGCGCAGGUCCUGGAGCACUCUGCGGACCCUGCUGCGUGA